UAAUAAUGGGUGCGUUGAAAUACUGGGGAAGCUCCCUUGGUGUAACAAUAAUUGUUUUUGGAUUCACAGACCCAUCAUAAAAUCUUUGCGGCGAAGAAAAGCAAUUGUCUAGUAUGUCCCUGUUAAUAAUGAAGACCAACUGAUGCCUUUCACAAUAUGCUAUUUAUUCUCAAUGAUUGCAGGUGGGCUGGUUGUUCACUAUGAAUCGAAUGAUUGGCCCAGGAAGCUCAAGCUCACAGAGGAGGCGUCUGGUUUUGGGAAUUAUCAUCUUGCUCCUUGUUGAUGUGAUAUGGGUAGCGUCCUCAGAACUGACUUCGUACAUAUUUCAGAAAUACAACAAACCAUUCUUUAGCACCUUUGCAAAAACCUCCAUGUUUGUUCUGUACCUGUUGGGGUUUAUCGUGUGGCGGCCAUGGAGACAGCAGUGUGCCAAGCGCAUGCACAGGAAGCACGCACUGUUUUUUUCAGAUGCGGAGCAGUAUUUCAGUUCAUGUUCUGCUGACCAUCCAAAGAGCCAUGCGCUGAGUGAACCUCUCUACGUUCCAGUGAAGUUUCAUGAUUUGCCGAAUGAGAGAGUCUUAAAUUCAAACAGUUUAGCUGAAAAAAAUUCCAAAAAAACACGUGUUCGAUUCAGCAAUCUCAUGGAGGUUCGCCAGCUCCCUUCUAGUCAGGCUGUAGAAGCAAAGCUGUCGCGCAUGUCUCAUAUAACUGUCCGAGACGGCGAGUCGGUACUGAGGUCCAUUGGGAAGCUCUCUGUCUGCCAGGUGGCCAAGAUCAGCUUUUUCUUCUGCUUUGUGUGGUUCUUAGCAAACUACUCUUAUCAAGAGGCUCUUUCUGAAACACAAGUUGCCAUAGUAAACGUCAUUUCCUCCACAUCUGGUUUGUUCACCUUGAUUUUGGCGUCUGUGUUUCCCAGUAACAGUGGCGAUCGUUUCACUCUUUCCAAGUUGCUGGCUGUGGUUCUGAGCAUUGGCGGUGUUGUGCUAGUCACUUUGUCUGGAUCUGAGAAAUCCCUAGAUAAAGACACCAUAGGCUCUCUGUGGUCCCUGGCUGGUGCAAUGCUUUACGCGGUGUAUAUUGUCAUGAUAAAGCGUAAAGUGGAUCGAGAAGAUAAGCUAGAUAUCCCAAUGUUUUUUGGGUUUGUCGGACUGUUUAACCUCCUGCUUCUAUGGCCGGGAUUUUUCUUGCUUCAUUACACUGGCUUCGAGGCGUUUGAGUUCCCCAGUAAGCUGGUCUGGGCUUAUCUCGUGGUUAAUGGUUUGAUUGGCACGGUCCUGUCUGAGUUCCUGUGGUUAUGGGGAUGCUUCCUGACGUCCUCCCUAAUUGGCACAUUGGCUUUGAGUCUCACAAUCCCCCUGUCCAUCAUUGCAGAUAUCUGCAUGCAAAAGGUUCGCUUCUCCUGGGUGUUUUUUGUGGGGGCUGUUCCUGUUUUUAUAUCAUUCUUUAUUGUGACUCUACUUUGCCAUUACAAUAACUGGGACCCAGUCAUGGUGGGAAUACGGAGGGUUUUUGGCUUUAUUUGCCGAAAGCAUCGCAUUGCACGGGUCCCGGAGGACUCUGAGCAGAGCGAGAGCCUUAUUCCCCUUCACAGCGUCUCUCAGGAGGAUGGAGAAAGCUCCUAGCAUUUGUACAUGCACAAUGUGUGCAUAUAUAUUUAGGAUUUUACCUUGCGAAGUGACAAUCUACUUCCAAACCUUCAACCCAAGGUUUGACGUACUGACUCCUCAUGCUGCAUAUCUGUUGAGGUCUCAUUACAUCGUGCACACCUGCCUUAAUGAGCCCAAGGACUGGACCCCACUGUCUUCACCGCAGUUUAUUUUGUUAGCUUUGGGACAAUGGAUAUAGGCGUAGUAUAACUGAUGGAUGUAAAUAAUUGUAUUUAAAAUGAUUUGUUAAUCCCUCAUUGGGGAAUUUGGUACCCUGCUCUCUGUGUGGGUUAAGCAGACUUUAUGUACACAAUCAUGGUUGUGUGUGGAUUAAACAGUCUGCAUGUACAUGUGUGGCUGAACCACUCCUGUAUGUACUCUGUAAUGGCCGUGUGGUUGUAACAGUCAGUAUGUACAUAGUAGUGGCUGUGUGUGGGUGUAAAAGUCAAUAUGUACUUAGUAGAGGCUCUGUGUGGUUGUAACAGUCAGUAUGUAUUCAGUUGUAGCUGUGUGUGGGUGUAACAGUCAGUAUGUAUUCAGUAGUAGCUGUGUGUGGGUGAACCACUCUUUAUGUACUAAGUAGUGGCCUGUGUGGGUGUAACAGUCAGUAUGUACUCAGUAGUGUGUGGGUUUAACAGAAGGCAUGUGUGUAGGCUGUGUGUGGUUGUAACAGUCGGUAUGUAGUCAGUAGUGGCUGUGUGUGGGUGUAACAGUCAGUAUGUACUUAGCAGAGACUGUGUGUGGGUGUAACAGUUGGUAUGUAGUCAGUAGUGGCUGUGUGUGGGUGUAACAGUCAAUAUGUACUCAGUAGUGUGUGGAUUUAACAGAUGGCAUGUGUGUAGGCUGUGUGUGGUUGUAAUAGACGGUAUGUAGUCAGUAGUGGCUGUGUGUGGGUGCAACAGUCGGUAUGUAAUUAGCAGGGGCUGUGUGUGGGUGUAACAGUCAGUAAGUACUUAGCAGUGGCUGUGUGUGGGCGUAACAGACCAUAUGUACUUAGUAGAGGCUGUGUGUGGGUGUAACAGUCAGUAUGUUAUUCAGUAGUAGCUGUGUGUGGGUGAACCACUCUUUAUGUACUAAGUAUGUCUGUGUGUGGGUGUAACUGUAUGUACUCAGUAGUGGCUGUGUGUGGGUGUAACAGUCGGUAUGUAGUCAGUCGUUGCUGUGUGUGGGUGUACUAGACGGCAUGUAGUCAGUACUGGCUGAGUGUGAAUGUAACAGUCGGCAUGUAGACAGUAGUGGCUGUGUGUGGGUGCAACAGUUGGCAUGUCAAUAGUGGCUGAGUGUGAGUGUAAUAGUCGGCAUGUAGUCAGUAGUGGCUGAGUGUGGAUGUAACAGUCGGCAUGUAGUCAGUAGUGGCUCUGUGUGGGUGUAACAGUCGGUAUGUACUCAGCAGUGGCUGUGUGUGGGUGUAACUGGAUGUACUCCGUAGUGACUGUGUCAGUGGGUGUAACAGUUGGUAUGUACUCAGCAGUGGCUGUUUGUGGGUGUAACCAUAUGUACUUAGUAGUGGCUGUGUGUGGGUGUAACUGGAUGUACUCGGUAGUGGCUGUCAGUGGGUGUAACAGUUGGUAUGUACUCAGCAGUGGCUGUUUGUGGGUGUAACCAUAUGUACUUAGUAGUGGCUGUGUGUGGGUGUAACUGGAUGUACUCGGUAGUGGCUGUUUGUGGUGUGCACUAUUUAGAAUGUAUGCAGAACUAUCCUUCCUUCUAGAAGUAUUCCUCCCAUCCCAUGAAGGUGGUUCUGGGAGAAGGGCGACAAUGGAGGGUAUGUUUGUAUUCUGUCUGAAUGUUUCAUAUGAUUUUUCUCUGCUUUGGGUUGUAUUUGUGUGUUCUGUACUUGUGGGUUUGGAGGGCACUCUGAAUUAAUUUCAAUUCUAAUUAAUGCAGAUCUUCCCUGUAUACUGUUUUCUGAAAUGUUACUGUUUUGCCUUUGACUUUCACAUCUAUACGUUGUGCACAUACAUUACCCUGGAUUCACCACUUGUUUAUCUUGGUGCAAAUGUGUGUGUCUUCACAAAGCCCUUGUCUGUGUUUAAUCAUGUCUGCCUCAAUUGGCUAGCCUGCACACUUUGUGUUAAAGUCUGGGGUUUAUUCAUUAAGCAACUACUGAAAUGCAAAAGUUACGCCAAAAUGUAUAGCAAACUUAAAGGUUUUUAUCCCCCCAAACAGCUGUUUUUACCUAAAUGUUGAAAUGUAGUUUUAAGUUCCCUGAUUAGUGAUCUCUAUGGGAUCUAUUCACCACUGAAUUCUAACAAAUCCUGAAUCAAAAAAACACCGAGGCUAAAAUAGCCGAACCUGGGUCAAAUCGGAAAAUGUUUCCAGAUUUGUUGUUUUUGCUCCAAUUUUGAGGAUUUCAACUUUAGACAGUUUGGAAUUUGGUGAAUAAACCCCUGUGUGUUUUCUAUUAUGGCAGACUUCAUUUUUAAGUAGCCUUGAACAUUGUAACAAGCCAGGUUUUUUAGGGUACCUGUUGUGACGGACAAUUAAUGUUUAGUACCAAGAAAGGGAUUGGCUGACAAUGGCUGAACGGCAGAGCGAUUGUAUGGUUCUUUGCCCUCGAAUAACCCUCUCGUUUUGGAGGCAGCAGCCAGUGCUACUUUGUUCCAAUUUGCACUAAAUAAUCUUUAUGUUGACAUAUUUCAAUCACCAUAAAGCAAUCCAGGAAAGCAGAAUGUGUUUUCUUUUGUCAGAGCAGAGCGCUGUGUGACUUGCUAAUAAGGUAACACUUUUUUUUAAUACUGCAAGGUGUAAGAUAAUAAUGGCAAUUUGCCCAGUAUCGCAGCUUUAUGUGCGUUCCCAGUACCUUAUCAUCUGUGAGGAUUUCAGCGUUGCUGGGAGAUCACAAGGUGCCUCAGUGUCUUUUAAUAAUGUCCUAUUGGCUUGGGGUCAAGCCUUCUUUGCAGCGUUGUGAGCAGUCGUGUGACUCAAUUAUUUGCAUCCAUCACAUUUCUCUCAGCACAUUUUAACCUCUGUGAUUUUAAUUUUAUUUUAUAAAACACUACAACGAGGCUCCCAUAAUUCUCUUUAAUCUCAGGUCAAUUUCAAUAAGAUUUUGUGGACAUUCAAACUUUGUUUUUUAAAAAGUCUGCUCUGUUUGAAAUAAAUAUAUUCUCACAUUUGUUUCCACAAA
Molecule: messenger RNA, 4776 nt
Organism: Pelobates fuscus (common spadefoot toad)
Lineage: Eukaryota; Metazoa; Chordata; Amphibia; Anura; Pelobatidae
Gene: SLC35F5
Product: solute carrier family 35 member F5
Exons: 18
Coding region: 201-1622 (473 amino acids)
Cellular component (GO): membrane
Source: RefSeq, a predicted model, not a curated record